This is a messenger RNA of Cucurbitaria berberidis CBS 394.84, 1357 nucleotides long. RefSeq lists its product as uncharacterized. The coding region runs from base 274 to 1086 and encodes 270 amino acids. The transcript is spliced from 4 exons. Gene Ontology annotation, biological process: telomere maintenance via telomerase. The record is from RefSeq and is a predicted model, not a curated record. Lineage: Eukaryota; Fungi; Ascomycota; Dothideomycetes; Pleosporales; Cucurbitariaceae. Gene Ontology annotation, molecular function: telomeric repeat DNA binding; telomerase RNA binding. Gene Ontology annotation, cellular component: telomerase catalytic core complex.
AACAGUCAGUGGUGGGUUUGGUGUUUUGGAGAAUGCAGUACAACUUGUAGGUUGUCUCUGACCCCAUUGUGGACCAGAGACAGCUGCAGCACCCGUCCCAGCCUUGGAGUCGUGACAGACAGCCUUUCCAAGGUUGGCCAGCUCGCGUUCCUGGCCUGGCUUCCCUAUCGGGUAACCACCACCACCCUGACCGAAACACACAGCAACAGCAACAACAAGAACAAAACAACAACAGCGACAACAAUAACAUUGAAUCCAGUGAGAACCAUCGGCAUGAAGAGGAAACCCCCUGGCUCCCCAGUCGGUGGUGGGGGUCCUUGCAAGAAAGUGAGGCCGUCGGUUCGCGCUGUGGACCAAUCUGCCCAUGCCACAACGCCUGGCGUCGACCAUCCUGUUCUGCGACGUCUCUAUCCCCAACUCCUCACCCUGCGCCACUAUCUGCUGUCACAACUUCCCACCUCGUCAAAGAGCAGGCGUCGGAGGAUCUCCCAACUCGGACAAGCAACCCCAGCUCAAGAUGCAUCCUCGACGCAUCCUGCCGAUGUCCAACUUGGACAGCUGCUCGACUCAGCCCUGGUUGGCGCUUUCUCCAAAACAAGCACAGGGUGCGAAGAGCAAGCUGCCAAAGAACGCGACCAGGAUGUUGACCUCUUCACCCAGCAACGGUCACAGGGCACUGCCGGCGGCACCUUCAAGCCUGGGUACUUUCUGCAAUCCGAGAUUGUCGAUUUUGUCAUCUGGCGCCUGUUCAGACGAUUGACAUCUCACAAACCUUCGCACUUGCUCUGCCAUGGCUUCCAGCGAUCUGCUAACACGCCUCGCACACCCGCCAUGCAUGCUGACACGGCUUCAAAUAUCCCUGGACUGCUCGCCUGCCAUGCUAACAGCAGUGUACACGCACUGAAGAGACCGCUAUGGUGCCGACUACAUGCACUGCUCGGCCAAGGCGGGGAUCGCAUCAUGAUGGAAAUGCUGCUGGAGUGCUCCAUCUUCCUCCCAGUUGAAACAGGUUCUGGAAACUACUACCAGUUGAGCGGUGUUCCCGUGUCCGAGUGGAAAGCUGAGCGAGCUUCCAAGCCCAUCUGAUUUGCGAGAAUAGGACACCCGGCGCCAUCACCUUCGUCCGGAGUCGCAUGCUAUAUGCAAAGGCGGCCCUCAACGCCAAGGGCGGAGUAAGGUUUGGCAUGCGUCACAUCCACGUCCUAAAUCGCUUUCCAAAACGAGAUGAUAAGCAACAGACAGUAGACAUUAUGCGCUACAUAUUUCCUCGACAAUUCGGCCUGCACAAUGUGUUUACCUCGAAGAUUGACCCCCGUGAGACUGCCAUGCCGUUCAAGGACUAUACGUUGCGGGAAAA